CAGCUGUCUGACAGUUUAGAAAAGCGAUUUUGUCAGUUUUUUGGAAAAUGCGUGUUUUAUUGACUAUAUUAUGCUUGAAUAAUACUGUUAAAAGUUGUUUAUUCAUUUAAAUAUAGAUAUUGGUCUCAAAGGUUGUUUUUAUUUAGUGUUUCGAGGUAUAAUUUGCUUAAAAACAUAAGAUUAAAGUGAUUGAUUUUCAAGUGUUUUGAGUUUUAUAAUGAAAUCCCCUAAGGAAGACGACAUAUCUGAUGAGGAUAUUCCAAGCGACUUUUUCGAUGAUUUUAAUAAAGAAGAAUUUAUGGAAGGUCUCAGUGUAAUUGAUAGCUGGGAUGUAAAAGAAAAGCCGCAAUCACGAAGUUCGAGAUCGCGAAUCGACGCCGCGGCAAUCGAUGGCGUAAGCGACCUUCGAGAACUGAUCGGCGAUAGCCGAGAAGACAGAGACCCUAAUGUUGAUGAUAUAGACGAUCAAAUCAAGAUAACCGAACAUCGCGAGAGGUCUAUUAGUAGUGACCAUGGUCAUUCUAGCCAACUCGACAACUACAUAAAGCCUGGAAGUCGUCGAGAUCUCCGUAAAACCAAUGAAGCUAUAAAGAAAGAUAAAGCGGUUAAAGUGAAAGAAUAUUUAUCCAAACAUCUAGACUCAAUUGACGACCUUAAGCCCCCUGGAACUGAACUUGAUGAUUUUCUAAAUGAAUCUUCUGCACCUUCGAAACGAAAAGGCCGAUCACGGAGUCCUGAAAAACAUUCCCGACAUUCAUUACCCAGAGAUCCAAAAUAUUUGAAGUCUCCAAAAAGGGAACAUUUAUUUAAAGAUAAACGAAUUUAUUAUAAUAAUAGACAUUAUGAAAAUCCGCGUGAAAAGCCAUAUUUCAAAUCCUAUCACAAAUUCCGCCAGCAAAGCCCAAGUUGGAGAAAAUCUUAUAAUUACAAUUCAAGAGCUCGCAAUUAUUCUAGACCAAGUCCCCUUCCAUUUGGCCCUCGUGCAAGAAGCCCCCCGCGACGAAGUCCACGAGCACGCAGCCCCCGAGGACGUAGCCCACAUCGAUACAGCCCACGAAGACAGAGCCCACGUUGGCGCAGCAGGAGUCGUUCACCAACCUCUUCAAAAUAUAAAUAUAGUGAUAAACAAGCAUCCAUGGAACUGAAAGAUUCGUUUCUGUAUCCAGUUGAGAAGUCAACAAUACCAAUGCCCAUAUCAAAUAAUGAAGGGGACCUUAUGCAUGGAGAGUUCUAUGGGAGUAAUUUAACAGAAUAUUCUUCAGGAACACCGGGGUAUUCUUAUAUGCAAAAUUCUUAUCCUAGUGCCGGUUAUGAAUAUGGUCCAACAACAGAUACAAUGAAUCUUGGAUUGCCGCAGCCUACUUCAGCACAGAUUAUACAUGCAACACCGUCAAUGGUUCCUCCUCCAUUUGAAAGCAGUCCAGUGACCCAGCAAGUUCCUCCUCUCAGUGUGCAAACUUCAAGUGAAAAACCAUAUGAUGCUUUAGCUAAAUUGGUUGUUGAUGGCAAGCUUUCCAAAGAGGACUAUUUCAAGCUGGCUCCAAAUAAAGGUCCAUUCAUGGACAGGGCUGUGGCUACACAGGUCAGAGUUAAGGUGUUAGACCGCUGCCUCCAAGCAUUGGCUAAGCUUUCUAAGUUAGAAAUGCCAAAUCGUUUAUUUCUAAACAAUGCCCUUAUUGAACAAGAACAAAAGAGUUUAACUCCUAAAUAUUGCUCUCCAUUGAAGAGGCAAGCACCUGUGGAAUUUUACUUCACAAAAACUGAUUGUGAAUCGGAGACAGUGCGGAAAAACAGACAAAUUAUUGAUAACGUCAUUUCAUCAAUAGGGUUAAGUGACAUUGUUUUGCGUUCAAAAAAGAAUAACAUCAAGAAUAUGGUUGAUGCGGCUGUUCAAACUAUGAAUCCGUUCUGCGAGGUGUGUCAUAUACGUGAAAAUACGAAAACCAACGAUGCCAAUACUUCGAUGGACCGUGAAGAUUUUACAGCUACAGUGCAUACUCAAGUUGUGGAUGAAGAUUUGCUUAAUUCUAAAUCAGUGUUUAAUCCAAGUGGCGGUGCCGGCAAUCAUGAACACAUUUCAAUAGCUCAUCUGACUCCUGCUCAGCUGGUGUCUCAGCUCGCGGCCCGUGCGAAGACUUUGAAGCAAUCCCAGCCUCAACGCUCUCAGUUCAACAGGCGCGUUCCGGGAAAUAGCUACGACUAUGGAGGGAGUGGCAGUAAAGAUGACGGUUAUUACAACUUUUCCAAUCAAUGAAGAAUUUUCCAACUAUUGUAAACGUGAAUUCCAAAGCGGAAAGACAUGUAUUUUAUCGUCGUGUUAUUCUCUUUGAAAAAAGGGAGAUGAUUGUUUUGGUACAAGUAUUUCAGCUAUGGAACUCAUGGUGAAAAUAUUAUACAUAUUGUAAUGAUGUUACAGUUCAUUUUAAUUGCGCCUAAACACUAUUUCUUUUAUAUUUUCAGUCGAUUUUUUUUGUUUGUAGGAAUCAGCCAAUAUUCUAUUUGGCACCUUGGAACACUUAACAAGGUCCAAAUAUAGAUUGGUGACUAAAGUGAUUUCAUGAAAGACAAGAUUGAACUUUGUCUUUUUAUAUUUUUUUCAUUAUAGAUUUAUACUUUUAAAAAAAUUAAUAACUGCUGCAGCAUUUCAAUAAUUGCAAUGCGUUAUGAAGGAAGAAAAUGAAAUGCAAAUACUAGUUUUAACUUACAUGAAGAAUGAUGCAUGAACCAGAACCAGAACCAGAACCAGUUUCCUGCUGCUUUAACGUCAUCAUUUGUCAAGAAAAGUCACAAAAUGGAGCAGUCUCAAGAUGAAACGACGUGCGUGCUACAAUUUUAUCAGAGAAAGUCUUUUUAUUCUAAGGAUUUAAUUGCUAAUGCUUUUUGAAGCUGAAAACCUUUGAAUGCUUUGAAAAGCUAUAAAUAUUUUUUUUAAUAUGGUAGAUUGCGAGGCAAAGAUGAGUUACAAGACUUGUACCAUAACAAUAAAAAUAUCCUCUUUUGUGUAUAACUACUGAAACAGUCUUAAAAUGUAAAUCUUUGCCUAAUAUUUAGUUUGUAUGUUUUGUUGUUUGUUCCACAUGAAUCUUUCGUAGAAUGUAAAAAUAUUGAAAUUUUAACUUUUUCUAUUAGUUCGUUAUAUGUGUUUUAUGUGUAAUGAUUUAUUUGUACUGAUACCAAGUAAAAUACAAAUUUAAACGAAA
Messenger RNA from Papilio polytes (common Mormon), 3200 nucleotides. RefSeq lists its product as uncharacterized. Lineage: Eukaryota; Metazoa; Arthropoda; Insecta; Lepidoptera; Papilionidae. The transcript has 4 exons. The coding region runs from base 218 to 2254 and encodes 678 amino acids. The record is from RefSeq and is a predicted model, not a curated record.